This is a messenger RNA of Brenthis ino (lesser marbled fritillary), 2037 nucleotides long. NCBI's taxonomy places the organism in Eukaryota, Metazoa, Arthropoda, Insecta, Lepidoptera, Nymphalidae. The record is from the annotation of a GenBank genome assembly.
AUGGCGCGCCAUAGGAAUGUAAGGAAUCGAAACUAUUCCGAUGAAUACGAUUAUGAUGAUGUAUACGGGCAUUCUGUUGAAGAAGACAGCUGCUUGUCACCAAGUGAUACAGCACAGUGGAUGUAUGAUCGUUCUGGAAAUCAACAUGCUAUAGCAAACUUUUUAGACAGUCGAAAUGAUAUUCAAGAAGAGAAUGAAGAUUUACCAGAAUCUACGAUGCCAGUUUUGGAACGACGUGAGUCAAUGGACUUACGCGGCCUUAACUUAAGUGAAGACGAUGAAGCAAAACUAAUGUCAUGUCUCGAUGAGCUAAGAAAUAUUUUAGGGGAUACGAUUCCAGAUAAUAUUCUAAUAAAAUCUGUGCUUAAACACAACUUUAAUUAUAACCAAGCUUUAGAUGAAAUAUUAAACGACAAUAAGGGUAAAAGUGAUGAAAUAAUUAAUACAGAACCAGUUAACCAACCACCUGCAAUUAUCGAACCUAUACCUAUGCCUAUUAUGCCUAGUAAGGUGGAUACAACACCAAAAGUAAUUGCUACUAAAGUGGAGCCUAAUAAAGUUGGAGUGAUUAAAGGUUUCAAAAUAGGAGAUGAAGAUGUUAGAAGUCCUUCACAAACACCAAGAGAUCAGUCUCCAGCUUUCAGAGAAGGAACUCCUAGAUCAGACCAAGUGGAUGAUAAUAAAAUUAUAACAAAAGUUAAAGAAAACAAAGUUGACCCUAAAUUACAAUAUACAAAUGAGAGAGGAUCUGAAAAGGACCACCUGUAUAUAGUGGUUAUUGGUCAUGUGGAUGCAGGAAAGUCUACACUGAUGGGCCGUCUUCUGUGUGAUCUAGGUGAAGUUAGCCAGAGAACAUUGCAUAAGUAUGAGCAAGAGAGUAAGAAAAUUGGAAAACAAAGUUUUAUGUAUGCUUGGGUAUUAGAUGAGACUGGUGAAGAGAGGGUGAGAGGCAUAACAAUGGAUGUAGGAAGGGCACAGUUUGAAACCAAAACAAAAAAAGUUAUAAUCUUAGAUGCUCCAGGCCACGCUGAUUUUAUUCCUAAUAUGAUCACAGGUGCAGGACAAGCAGAUGUUGCACUUCUUGUUAUAGAUGCAACAAGAGGUGAAUUUGAGUCAGGUUUUGACCUUGGUGGUCAAACACGGGAACAUGCCUUACUUGUCAGAUCUCUCGGAGUGAACCAGCUAGCUGUAGCUGUAAAUAAAUUGGAUACCAGCAAUUGGUCUCAGGAGAGGUUUGAUGAAAUUACUAAAAAACUUAAAGCCUUUUUGAAACAGGCUGGCUUUAAGGAUUCUGAUGUAACAUAUGUGCCUUGUUCUGGUUUGACUGGUGAAAAUUUGGUGAAAUCUCCAAUAGAGCCUGAGUUGUUAAAGUGGUAUGAUGGACCUUGUUUGCUUGAUGUUAUUGACAAAUUCAAUGUUCCUCAAAGACCUGUAUCAAAACCAUUGCGUAUGUCAAUAAAUGAUAUAUUCAAAGGUACAGGUUCUGGAUUUUGUGUGGCAGGACGUAUUGAAAAUGGUGUUAUAAACAAAGGAGACAAAGUUCUAGUGUGUCCUACAAAGGAAAUAGCAGAAGUGAGAAGUUUGAGUAUAAAUGAUCUGGUAAGCAAUGUUGCAUUUGCUGGUGAUCAAGUUAGUGUAACAUUAUCAGGUGUUGAAAUGCAGAAUGUCUCUACAGGCUACAUUUUAAGUGAUCCAAUUCAACAGGUACCGGUAACCUCAAGAUUUGAAGCUAGAUUGGUAGUUUUUAAUGUAAAGGUACCCAUAACUAAAGGUUUCCCUGUCCUCAUUCACCACCAGUCAUUGGUAGAGUCUGGAAAUAUAGUUAAACUUAAGGCAUUAUUGAAUAAAAGCACAGGAGAGAUUUUAAAAAAGAAGCCUAGGUGCUUAGGUAAUAACUCAGUAGCAGUUGUAGAAAUAGAAGUUUGCAGGCCAAUUUGUAUUGAGAAGUAUAAGGAUGUUAAAGAACUGGGGCGUGUUAUGCUAAGAGUUGCAGGUGUUACUAUAGCAGCUGGGCUUGUGACAGAUAUUAUUAGCAUU